This is a messenger RNA of Closterium sp. Naga37s-1, 588 nucleotides long. The record is from the annotation of a GenBank genome assembly. Lineage: Eukaryota; Viridiplantae; Streptophyta; Zygnematophyceae; Desmidiales; Closteriaceae.
AUGGGGGUCGAAGGAGAAAUGGAGAGGGGAAUGGAGGUGUGGUGGCAUCGUGCAUGGUGCAGGGAGCACCGCCCACCCAGCAACGCCAGAAGCCACCCUCAGCACCAGCACCCGCGCUUACCCCUCAGCACCGGCGCUUACCCCUCAGCACCCGCGCUUACCCCUCAGCACCCGCGCUUACCCCUCAGACCCGCGCUUACCCCUCAGCACCCCCUGGGCGGGGAGGAGCAGGCGGAGGAGGCAGAGGAGGAGGAGGAGGAGGAGGAGGAGGAGGAGGAGGAGGAGGAGGAGGAGGAGGAGGAGGAGGAGGGGGAGGAGGAGGAGGAGGAGGAGGAGGAGGAUCGUGACGAUAACGCGGAUGGUGCUAGUCGGAACGGCUCAGGCCCCAUGUGUUCCCCUCAUGCUGACUCUCGUGCCACGGCUGUUGAUGGGGGCAUAGGCUCGCCGCCUGCUGCUGUGCUUGAUGGCCCUCCCAGCCUCGCCACACGCUCUUCAAUUGAUUCCCCUUCCCCCUACCACUCCCCCUCCCCCUCUCCCUCCCCUCUCCCCUUCCCCGCGCUCCCCCCUCUCUCUCACACGGCAACAUAG